Salvelinus fontinalis (brook trout) is the source of this 3039-nucleotide messenger RNA. RefSeq names its product transcription initiation factor IIB-like. Gene Ontology annotation, molecular function: RNA polymerase II general transcription initiation factor activity; TBP-class protein binding. The coding region runs from base 71 to 1027 and encodes 318 amino acids. The transcript has 7 exons. Gene Ontology annotation, cellular component: nucleus; transcription preinitiation complex. NCBI's taxonomy places the organism in Eukaryota, Metazoa, Chordata, Actinopteri, Salmoniformes, Salmonidae. Gene Ontology annotation, biological process: transcription preinitiation complex assembly; transcription initiation at RNA polymerase II promoter. The record is from RefSeq and is a predicted model, not a curated record.
UGGGCCGAAAAUACAUAUAUAAAAGGUAGAAGAGGCCAUUGUUCCCGAUAUAAAGAAGUAGCUAGUGAACAUGGCGUCAACAAGCCGUGGAGACGGCCAGGCCCUUCCUAAGGUGCAGUGCCCCAACCACCCAGACUCCAUGCUGGUGGAAGACUACAGAGCAGGGGAUAUGAUCUGCCCCGAGUGUGGCCUUGUAGUGGGUGACAGGGUGAUUGACGUCGGCUCAGAGUGGAGGACGUUCACCAAUGAGAAAGCCACCAAAGACCCGUCUAGAGUGGGCGAUGCCCAGAACCCACUCCUCAACGGGGGAGACUUGACCACCAUGAUCAGCAAGGGAACAGGCGCGGCUAGUUUUGACGAGUUCGGCAACUCCAAGUACCAGAACCGGCGGACUAUGAGCAGUUCAGAUCGCGCCAUGCUAAACGCCUUCAAAGAGAUUACCACCAUGGCCGACCGGAUCAACCUACCAAGGAACAUCAUAGACCGAACAAAUAAUUUAUUUAAGCAAGUGUACGAACAGAAGAGCCUGAAGGGCCGGGCCAACGAUGCCAUCGCAUCAGCCUGCCUUUACAUCGCCUGCAGACAAGAGGGCGUGCCUCGGACGUUUAAAGAGAUCUGCGCGGUGUCCCGCAUCUCCAAGAAGGAGAUUGGCCGCUGCUUCAAGCUGAUCCUCAAGGCCCUGGAGACCAGCGUGGACCUCAUCACCACCGGAGACUUCAUGUCCCGCUUCUGCUCCAACCUGGGCCUGCCUAAGCAGGUGCAGAUGGCGGCCACCUACAUCGCACGGAAGGCCGUGGAGCAGGACCUGGUGCCCGGCAGGAGCCCCAUCUCUGUGGCCGCCGCCGCCAUCUACAUGGCCUCCCAGGCCUCCGCCGAGAAGAAGACCCAGAAAGAGAUUGGAGACAUCGCCGGUGUGGCAGACGUCACAAUCAGACAGUCGUACCGACUCAUCUACCCCCGAGCAGCCGACCUCUUCCCCCCGGACUUCAAAUUCCACACCCCUGUGGACAAACUGCCCCAGCUGUGAAGACCCACUCGCCCCGACGACACUUUAAAGGUUAUUUUUCUAGUUUUUAUUCUAUUAGCAAUCCCCCCCCCCCUUGUUAAUUAACUUAAGAAUUCAGGCCAUUGUGAAGGCACUUUUUGCAGGAAUACAGACAAGUACAGGACACACAUUCCAAUACUUUAAAAAAUGAGAUUGCAAACUGUACUAACAGUAUUUAAUUUGAGUGUAUAUAUACUGUAUAUACAGUGAGGGAAAAAAGUAUUUGAUCCCCUGCUGAUUUUGUACGUUUGCCCACUGACAAAGAAAUUAUGUGUCUAUAAUUUUAAUGGUAGGUUUAUUUGAACAGAGAGAAUAACAACAAAAAAUCCAGAAAAACGCAUGUCAAAAAUGUUCUAAAUUGAUUUGCAUUUUAAUGAGGGAAAUAAGUAUUUGACCCCCUCUCAAUCAGAAAGAUUUCUGGCUCCCAGGUGUCUUUUAUACAAGUAACGAGCUGAGAUUAGGAGCACACUCCUAAAGGGAGUGCUCCUAAUCUCAGUUUCUUACCUUUAUAAAAGACACCUGUCCACAGAAGCAAUCAAUCAAUCAAUCAGAUUCCAAACUCUCCAACAUGGCCAAGACCAAAGAGCUCUCCAAGGAUGUCAGGGACAAGAUUGUAGACGUACACAAGGCUGGAAUGGGCUACAAGACCAUCGCCAAUCAGCUUGGUGAGAAGGUGACAACAGUUGGUGCGAUUAUUCGCAAAUGGAAGAAACACAAAAUAACUGUCAAUCUCCCUCGGCCUGGGGCUCCAUGCAAGAUCUCACCUCGUGGAGUUGCAAUGAUUAUGAGAACGAUGAGGAAUCAGCACAGAACUACACGGGAGGAUCUUGUCAAUGAUCAAGGCAGCUGGGACCAUAGUCACCAAGAAAACAAUUGGUAAUACACUACGCCGUGAAGGACUGAAAUCCUGCAGUGCCCGCAAGGUCCCCCUACUCAAGAAAGCACAUACAUGCCCGUCUGAAGUUUGCCAAUGAACAUCUGAAUGAUUCAGAGGACAACUGGGUGAAAGUGUUGUGGUCAGAUGAGACCAAAAUGGAGCUCUUUGGCAUCAACUCAACUCGCCGUGUUUGGAGGAGGAGGAAUGCUGCCUAUGACCCCAAGAACACCAUCCCCACCGUCAAACAUGGAGGUGGAAACAUUAUGCUUUGGGGGUGUUUUUCUGCUAAGGGGACAGGACAACUUCACCGCAUCAAAAGGACGAUGGACGGGGCCAUGUACUGUCAAAUCUUGGGUGAGAACCUCCUUCCCUCAGCCAGGGCAUUGAAAAUGGGUCGUGGAUGGGUAUUCCAGCAUGACAAUGACCCAAAACACACGGCCAAGGCAACAAAGGAGUGGCUCAAGAAGAAGCACAUUAAUGUCCUGGAGUGGCCUAGCCAGUCUCCAGACCUUAAUCCCAUAGACAAUCUGUGGAGGGAGCUGAAGGUUCGAGUUGCCAAACGUCAGCCUCGAAACCUUAAUGACUUGGAGAAGAUCUGCAAAGAGGAGUGGGACAAAAUUCCUCCUGAGAUGUGUGCAAACCUGGUGGCCAACUACAAGAAACGUCUGACCUCUGAUUGCUAACAAGGGUUUUGCCACCAAGUACUAAGUCAUGUUUUGCAGAGGGGUCAAAUACUUAUUUCCCUAAUUAAAAUGCAAAUUAAUUUAGAACAUUUUUGACAUGCGUUUUUCUGUAUUUUUUUGUUGUUAUUCUGUCUCUCACUGUUCAAAUAAACCUACCAUUAAAAUUAUAGACUGAUAAUUUCUUUGUCAAUGGGCAAACGUACAAAAUCAGCAGGGGAUCAAAUACUUUUUUCCCUCACUGUAUGUCCAAGUGAGAAAAUGUAAUUGGUGUUUGCAAUAUUAGGCUGGUUUCAUACUAUAUACAUUUUCUUUUGUAGGAAAUGCAGGUUCUAUUUUGUUAGCUUGUUUGCUUUGUAUUAAGUAAAUUAAAUGCUUUUCUGAAAAGCAUGUUGAACACCUCAUGCAUUGAUUAACAUUAAACUUUGUUUACAGAA